This is a messenger RNA of Oryza brachyantha (malo sina), 1654 nucleotides long. Its product is annotated as phenolic glucoside malonyltransferase 1-like. The record is from RefSeq and is a predicted model, not a curated record. NCBI's taxonomy places the organism in Eukaryota, Viridiplantae, Streptophyta, Magnoliopsida, Poales, Poaceae. The coding region runs from base 53 to 1468 and encodes 471 amino acids. The transcript has a single exon.
ACAUGACCACCACAACCACACAACCCGACUAAACAAUCUUGCGGGGAUCCAAAUGGCACCCCCACUUGAAGCCCACGCCGCCGCCGGCCUCCGCAUCGUCCGCACGGCGCGCAUCGCGCCGGCGCCGCCCGCCGGCGAGCCCGCGCUGACCGAGCAAGCUCUGCCCCUCACCUUCAUGGAUGUGCUGUGGCUCAGUGCGCCACCCGUCGAGCGCGUCUUCUUCUACCGCCUCCGACCCGGGGACGGCGACGUCGACGCCGUCCUGUCCCGGCUGGAAGAGUCGCUGUCCAGGGCGCUCCACACCUUCUACCCGCUCGCCGGUCGCGUUGGCGCCACGCCCGGCGAGGCCAACCGGUACGAGCUCUUGUACAAGCCCGGCGACGGCGUGGCGUUCACCGUCGCCGAGCACGACGGCGCCGGCGUCGGCGUCGAUGAGCUUGCCACGGACGAGCUGAGGGAGCUCGCCAAGAUCACGCCGUUCGUGCCGAAGCUUCCGAAGGGCGGCGCGGUGCUCGCGCUGCAGGCCACCGUGCUGCCGCCCAAGCGCCGUGGCCUCGCUCUCGGCGUCACCGUCCACCACUCCGCCUGCGACGGGGUGGGCUCGACGCACUUCCUCCACACCUGGGCGGCCGCCUGCGCCGGCGACCGGGCGAUGCCGAAGCCACCCGUCAUGGACCGCACGCUCAUCCGCGACCGCAACAACAUGCUGGACGUGUUCGUCUCACCCACGAACGAAGCCAAAGAGCUGUUCACAGCGCCCGUCGCCGGCAAGCUCCUCGCCACUUUCACGCUGUCCAGAGAGCUCCUGCAGGGCGUCAAGGACGCCGUCGCCGGCGAGGCAGCACGCCGCAGUGUCCCGGCGCCCCGGUGCACGUCUCUCGUCGCGACGUACGGCCUCAUGUGGCUGUGCUUCCGCCGCGCUAUAGCGGGCGGCGGCGAAGCCGAGCCUCGUCACGACGACGGCCUCGCCCACCUCGUCUUCGCCAUCGACCACCGCUCGCGGCUGGAGCCCCGCAUCCCCGACAGGUACUUCGGCAACUGUGUCGGCCCGGGCUUCGCCGCGGUGCCUAUCAAGGAGCUCGCCGCCGCCGGCGCCACAGUCGCGGACGGUGUCUUCGCGGCCUGCGCCGCGGUGGCCGCCGCCAUCGACGAGGCGGUGCGCGGCGAGCCGGGAUACUGGGAGCGGUGGCUGGAGCGCAUCGUGGAGGCGUGCCGCGACGAGUCGCCGUUCUCGGUGGCCGGGUCGACGAGGUUCUGCGUGUACGGCAUGGACUUCGGGUUCGGGAGGCCGGCGAAGGUGGAGAUCGUGUCCGUCGCGAAGACCGGCGCGAUGUCGGUGGCCGAGGAGCGCUCGGGCUCCGGCGGCAUCGAGGCCGGGAUCGCUCUGCCGCCGGAGCAGAUGGACACGUUCCGGAGCAGCCUCGCCGAGGCCAUCGCCUGGCUCUCCUCGUCUUCCCAGUGCAACUAGCUUGGAAUCUGCUGGGAAUCUUUUCUGUAACACUGUAGUAUUUAUUAGUUGGCUUUUUGCCCUACUGUUGGGAUUUUCUAUUUUUCUUGAAUGGCUGUCGUCUGUUCUUGGACAGGUUCAAUGUAUCAGCAGCAGAGAGAGGGAAUUGGUUCGCUGUUUUUUUUUAAAAAAAAUCAAACAGUAUAC